This is a messenger RNA of Archocentrus centrarchus (flier cichlid), 749 nucleotides long. It is a transcript of the gene timm9, whose product is annotated as translocase of inner mitochondrial membrane 9 homolog. The record is from RefSeq and is a predicted model, not a curated record. Lineage: Eukaryota; Metazoa; Chordata; Actinopteri; Cichliformes; Cichlidae. The transcript has 4 exons. The coding region runs from base 189 to 458 and encodes 89 amino acids.
CUAUUUUGGUUCUGCCGUUAGCAGCAGCAGCUCUUCAGACGGGGUCCGUAUAAUCUGGCAGAAUAACAUGUGAGCGCCGGAGGAGCUUUAAAAGAGGCGGAGCGCUAAAAACGGAGGAUUUCUGGCUGGAGUCUGGUGUGAGAGCAGCCGCGCUGAUUGUUGCCCUGUCCCCCCACAGAGUCCGAGUCAUGGCGGCCCAGGUGUCCGAGUCCGACCAGAUCAAACAGUUUAAGGAGUUUCUGGGGACGUACAACAAGGUGACAGAGAACUGCUUCAUGGACUGUGUCCGAGACUUCACCACAAGAGACGUGAAGCCCGAGGAGUCGAGCUGCUCCGAGUCGUGCCUGCAGAAGUAUCUGAAGAUGACUCAGAGGAUCUCCAUGCGUUUCCAGGAGUAUCACAUCCAGCAGAACGAGGCUCUGGCAGCUAAAGCUGGGCUGCUGGGACAGCCGCGCUGAGCCGGGCCGAGACCCUGAGACGGUUCCGGUCCAGCAGACCCUCUGACUCUGUGAAAACAGACUCUGAAACUGCAGAUGACAGUUUUGCUGUAAGUCUGAUCUGAAGCUCCGCCCCUUCAUCAUGGAGCCCCUGUCUGCAGGGUGAAGGAAGCAGUCAGGUGUUUGUGUCGAAGCAUCAUGGGAAACGUAGUUUACAACAGCAGAUUCUUUGUUAAACUGCGGAAUGAUCCUUUAAUGUGCAUAUUUCUAGCUGACCUUUCUUGUGUCUGGAAAUAAAAAAAUCUGACAUCA